UCGCGUUCACAUACCCGGGGAGGGCAGUAGAAAGGUGAUCAAUCUUCAUCAGGCUACAUUUCCAAUCACCUAAACAACAGAGCAAGACAAGCCACUCCGACAAGGUUGGUUGCCCGCAGGGGCACAGAGAGGGCGUGAGGUAGAUGGUGAGCCGCCCCGGCAGCUGAGGGCAGGCCAGGCCCCCAGAAGAAACGACUUCGAGGUGGGAGCUCUGAGCUGCUCCUAGCCCUAGGCCCCCUGGAUCCGUCUGGGCACCUCCAUCCAGCUGUUAGCAUGAUGUCUUACCUCAAACAACCUCCAUAUGGCAUGAAUGGACUGGGCCUAGCCGGGCCUGCCAUGGACCUCCUACACCCCUCUGUGGGCUAUCCGGCCACCCCGCGCAAGCAGCGGCGGGAGCGCACCACCUUCACGCGCUCACAGCUGGACGUGCUCGAGGCGCUUUUCGCGAAGACUCGCUACCCUGACAUCUUUAUGCGCGAGGAGGUGGCCCUCAAGAUCAACCUGCCCGAGUCCAGAGUCCAGGUCUGGUUCAAGAACCGCCGCGCCAAGUGCCGCCAGCAGCAGCAAAGCGGGAACGGAACCAAGAGCCGCCCGGUGAAGAAGAAGUCCUCCCCGGUGCGCGAGAGCUCGGGCUCCGAGAGCAGCGGCCAGUUCACGCCGCCCGCCGUGUCCAGCUCGGCCUCCUCGUCCAGCUCGGCGUCCAGCGCCUCCGCCAACCCGGCGGCGGCCGCAGCUGCGGGCCUGGGCGGGAACCCGGCGGUGGCAGCCGCGUCGUCUCUGAGCACGCCGGCGGCUUCGUCCAUCUGGAGCCCGGCCUCCAUCUCGCCUGGCUCGGCGCCCGUGUCCGUGCCCGAGCCGCUGGCCGCGCCGAGCAACGCCUCCUGCAUGCAGCGCUCGGUGGCCGCCGGGGCGGCCACGGCCGCCGCCUCCUACCCCAUGUCCUACGGCCAGGGCGGCAGCUACGGCCAGGGCUACCCCGCGCCCUCCUCGUCCUACUUCGGCGGCGUGGACUGCAGCUCUUACCUGGCGCCCAUGCACUCGCACCACCACCCGCACCAGCUCAGCCCCAUGGCGCCCUCCUCCAUGGCCGGCCAUCACCACCACCACCCGCACGCGCACCACCCGUUGAGCCAGUCUUCAGGCCACCACCACCACCAUCACCAUCACCACCACCACCAAGGUUACGGGGGCUCGGGGCUCGCCUUCAACUCUGCCGACUGCUUGGAUUACAAGGAGCCUGGCGCUGCCGCUGCUUCCUCCGCCUGGAAACUCAACUUCAACUCGCCCGACUGUCUGGACUAUAAGGACCAAGCGUCAUGGCGGUUCCAGGUCUUGUGAGGCCCUGGGAGUGAGAGGAAGAGGAGAAGAAACGCAACUACCUGCGCCCUCUGUGGUCCCCGUCCUGUUGCUGCUGCACCGCCCGCCUUGGCCUCAGCUUCUCCAAAACUGAAGUUUUCACCGCCUCAGAACCUAAUGCCCAUUGCCCGCACCGCCGCUCCCAUCUUUGUGCCACCUGUUUUGUUUUGUUUUUUUUUGGGGGGGGAUGCAAACCUGCCCGCCCCUUGGAUGGGGGGGAGGGGGCGGUGAUCGCUUUGGCCCAUGUUCUUUUACUGGAUAGCUGUGUGCUGUCCC
Molecule: messenger RNA, 1632 nt
Organism: Dipodomys ordii (Ord's kangaroo rat)
Lineage: Eukaryota; Metazoa; Chordata; Mammalia; Rodentia; Heteromyidae
Gene: Otx1
Product: orthodenticle homeobox 1
Exons: 5
Coding region: 274-1338 (354 amino acids)
Biological process (GO): multicellular organism development; regulation of transcription by RNA polymerase II
Cellular component (GO): nucleus
Molecular function (GO): RNA polymerase II cis-regulatory region sequence-specific DNA binding; DNA-binding transcription factor activity, RNA polymerase II-specific
Source: RefSeq, a predicted model, not a curated record